Messenger RNA from Salvia hispanica, 986 nucleotides. Its product is annotated as Ribosomal protein L10 family protein. Gene Ontology annotation, biological process: rRNA processing; nuclear-transcribed mRNA catabolic process; ribosomal large subunit biogenesis. Gene Ontology annotation, molecular function: RNA binding. Lineage: Eukaryota; Viridiplantae; Streptophyta; Magnoliopsida; Lamiales; Lamiaceae. Gene Ontology annotation, cellular component: nucleolus; preribosome, large subunit precursor. The record is from RefSeq and is a predicted model, not a curated record.
AACACUCCGUCGUCUCAACGAAGACUUUAACUAGGGUUUUAGCAUUCUCGUUGAAGCUCUGAGAAAACAUGCCUAAAUCAAAGCGCAAUCGCCCAGUGACUCUGUCAAAGACAAAGAAGAAGGGAAAGGAGCAUAAAGAGAACGUGUUGAAUACCAUACGCGAUUCCGUUGACAAGUACGAGUCCGCCUAUGUUAUCGCUUUCGAAAACAUGAGGAAUCUCAAGUUUAAGGGCUUCAAAGAGAAGUUGAAGUCUUCCAGCAGAUUUUUUCUUGGCUCAAACAAAGUUAUGCAAGUUGCAUUAGGUAGGUCUGCUUCUGAUGAGAUUAGGCCUGGACUGCACAAGAUUUCAAAGCUUCUUCGUGGGGAUACUGGGCUCUUUUUAACUAAUUUGCCAAAAGAAGAAGUGAAGAGAAUAUUUGAUGAAUAUGAAGAUUAUGACUUUGCUAGAACUGGAACUGUUGCCACAGAAAAGGUGGAGCUCAAUGAAGGUCCUCUUGAUCAGUUCACACAUGAAAUGGAGCCUUUCUUGCGCAAGCAGGGGAUGCCUGUUCGAUUGAAUAAAGGAGUAGUAGAGCUUGUUUCAGACUUUGUUGUAUGCGAAGAAGGAAAACAAUUAUCACCCGAGUCAGCCAGGAUACUGCGCCUCUUGGAAAUUAAGAUGGCCACUUUUAAACUCCACUUAAUAUGUCGUUGGAGUUCCGAUGAUUUUGAGAUUUAUAGAGAAGGUUUGGAAGAUUCAGACAUUGAAUCCUCGUAGAAUCAUGGGACAGCCUUGUUUGGGAUAAUUUUGAUUCUGCUGUUGUACCCUUGAGGUUGUGUUCCAAAUUUCAAGUCGAAGAUGUGGAGAUCUGCAAACCAACUUUGAUUUUUGGUUUUUAUCUUUUAGAGAUUUAUGUAUUAUUAACAGGCUGAAAAAUCUUUCAAUUUUGUUUAAUUGCUGGAACAUUGAGUGUAUCCUAUUUGAAAAUAUGUCUUGCUCAUUAUA